AUGUAUGAUCACCCGCGCGCUGGCUCUGCGGGCCAGCCCCAUCGCGAUCCACCAACACCGUAUAACAUAUCAGUACUAGGUGGCGCCGGUGGCAGCUUCGCUCCUUCUCUCCCUUCACUUGUGCCCGGCUCCAUCCUGAUCGGCCGUGCCGAGUUUAUUCCUCUGAACCUGAUCGCGCAUAUCUUGACCUUCAUAGAGGACGAUGCCGCCAGUCUUGCAGCGCUGUGUGCAACCUCACGCGUCUUGUAUUAUAUGGCCCUGCCAGUGCUGUGGAAGCGGGUGCACCUACAAAGCUUCAACGGAGUGAGGAGUAGAAAGCGAAAUCGUGAUGGCGAGUUUAAAGAGACACCAGAGGGAAUGGGAGGCGCAAGCCCCUUCUCUGUAGCCCUGAAUGCUCUGGUGACACAUCCAAACGCGGGAAAACACGUGCGCAGCCUGGGGCUGGAGGGCGAGUACGGCGAGGGCGACGCAGAACUAGAGCGAUGCUCAAGAGCUGGACGUGUCAGUGAGAAUGCAAUGAUGUUGAACAUCUGUGUAAGAGCGGCGCUGGACAGGUGCACUGAGCUACAGAGUUUCUACUGGAAAUUGCAAACUCGACUUUUGCCCACGACAUAUCAAGGACUAGCUCGUCUGAAAGAUCUUAAGUCUCUACAUGUCCGCUUCCCGUCUAGCAGAGCACCGCAGCCGACAUGCGAGAUACCAACAAUGCCACAUCUGAAGAGACUCGUUGUCACGGACUACGACCCUCUAUGCUAUCCCGACGACAUAUCCAAGAUGAUAUUCGAGGCCCAAGACCUCGAGGAAUUGCAAUUACAUUUCUCUCCGAGAAUGAGAGACGCUGGCGAACCAAGCGUGCAACUGUCGCACAUAGUGCGUCGAAACAUCAUGGCAGACAGGAAAAUGAAGCUCAAGCGAGUGGGUGUCUACAAUCUCUACGGCAAGCCAGAAACCGAGCUUCUGCUGAGAGCAUGCGACGUCUCACUGGUCGAAGAGUUUACGAGCAUCAAUUGCUUUGGCAAGGAUGAGGACGAGACUGGAGCCUUGCAGACCAAUUUUACUGACCAGGCAUGGGUAGAAGGCCCUUACGAACUCUUUCCCCUCAUGAAAAUGUGGAGAGUGGACCAGCUGCACCGUGGCCACGCUAAAUCAUUUUUGCACAGAAAGGGUUUGGAGCGGAUCUACUUACUGAAUGCUCGACACGGACAGCCGCCUGACUAUGAGAGCCCUACAGGACCCGACUCAUCGACCGACGGGUCGGCCACAGACUCUUCUCGCACCUCUACGCCGAUAUCAGGGUCAAUGCGUAGCUCGAGUCUCAAGGACCUCUACCUCGACACGAUCUGCAAGGCUGCAGGUGACACCCUAAAACACCUCAUUUUUCCUUUCAAGUGGUCCAUGUCCGCCGCUAUGAUUGCGAAGCUCAUCCGAUCGUGUCCGAGCCUGACGCAGUUGAGCGCCUGCAUCGAAUGCAACGACGUCAAAGUCUGGAAGCUACUCAUGCCGUUCCUGAAACAGCUGCGAGCACUUCGGGUCAAGAUGGUUUCUGAGCCGGGGUGCUCGGACACGCCACCGAACCUGCCAUGGCAGAACUCGGAUGACUUGACGGAGGAGUUGUCGAAGCUGCUAGCGAACGGCGGCUACGAUACGUUGCGGUAUAUUGGUAUCGGAGACAUGGUAUGGGAGGCUGUAGGAUGGGAAGAGAAGAUCGAAAAGGUGCCAAUCUGCGAUAACGGGGAGCAGUUCAAAGAGGAGAGUGUGAGGAGGCGGAAGGUGAACAAGGUAAGCCGCGAACAUGUGAAGGACGUCGCAAUCUGGAAGUAUGAUACCCUAGACGUUAUUUAG
Messenger RNA from Cyphellophora europaea CBS 101466, 1842 nucleotides. RefSeq lists its product as uncharacterized. Gene Ontology annotation, molecular function: protein binding. The record is from RefSeq and is a predicted model, not a curated record. The coding region runs from base 1 to 1842 and encodes 613 amino acids. Lineage: Eukaryota; Fungi; Ascomycota; Eurotiomycetes; Chaetothyriales; Cyphellophoraceae. The transcript has a single exon.